UGGGCUUUUAGGUGGUGUGGUAUGGGUGUGGGGAUUGUGUGGGCUGUAUUCUAGUAUGGCUGGGGAGGGAAAGGUCACUUGAUAGGGAGAGGUUCCUGAAGCUCUUGUGUAUGAAUAUUGCUCGUUCCUAUGCCUGUUUGUACGGGAGCACGAGUGUAUCUUGGUUCAAUAUGUGGUGAGUGGCUUUUUAUAUGAGAGGAAUUGUACAGCACCCAAAAAGUUUCUCGAAUGAUAUACUCUCUUAUGUCUAUUCGCAACGCAAAGCUCUUGUUUCGGAGAGAACAUAUGCUUUGGGAGAGGCUCAGGAGUAUUGAAUGUUGAUGUGUUUCACCAAUAGUAUUUCUUAACCAUGGUAGUAAUAAUUUAUCACAGAUUCGAGGGAGUCUUAGCUAGAAAUCGCUUCUAAGCUAACUGUAAUUCCUUCGCACCAAAGAGAGAAGAUACCUUCAGAGACUGUGAGUAGAGUUACCAGGUGUUUCAGUAGUCAAACUACUAAUGUCUUUUUAGGUAGACACUCUCAUCCCUUACAGGUUACAAGGAGGGUGUUUCUACGAUGAUACUGUGUGUGAUAGCUUUGAGCUUGAUUAUCUCUCAACACAAAAGUUUUGCUUCUUGUGGUCUUGUGUAGGUAGGACUUUUGACUUUUGUAUAUACUGUAUGAGAUUUGAAGGAAGGGAAAAUGGUGCGUUUGAGAAGCAGAACAGUUGGCUUUUCUUCCUACCUGCGUAAGGUCAAGGGCUCUGAGCUACCUAUACUCUGUGCACAGGUAGGCAGUUUAGACUUUAAGAGUCUACUUUUCAGAGUCAGAGCUUGGGAACAGUAGUCUUUGUUCUCCCAAACAUUUUCUAUGAGUAUUGUACUAGAUCAUUUUUUUGCCUUUUGCGAUGAAAUUUGGACCUAGACAGCUCUUGCCGGCUACCUGCCCGCACCCAGCACCUUCAAAUCCUCUUCUUCAUCACCCGAGAAACACCAAACCUCAUCAACACAUGUAAAGGCGCUACAAAAUGUCGUACAAGCGUCAUCGUGUGAACAAGAGGUCAUCUCAAGGAAGCGCCAGCGCCAGCGCAUCCACGCCAUCCUCCCGCUCCCGCUCUCAGCACUCGUCUUCUCAAGCUGGCUCUGCGCGCCGGAGCCUCCCAUCUUCAAGCUCCCCCGCAUUUCAGAGCGUUUCUCGCCAGAGAAUUUCCCUUCCGCCGUCUUCUCGACUGUCUGGUCCGGCUCAUUCGGCUCGAGAUGAAGAUGUCAUUAGAGCCGGUGCCGAAGAGACGGAAUCUGAAGUUCUUCAGCGAGAAGAGGCAGAUUCUAUGAAUGAGAUUAUUAUGGCCAUCGACAUGAGAGGCUAUGGAGGCAAAGGCGUCAUUGGUUGCGCGUACUAUGUUGCUCGCGAUGAAACACUUUAUCUGAUGCAGGAUAUUAAAUCUGCGGAUUUGGACAUCGUUGAUACCCUGAAGCUUCACGUCGAACCAAGCACGGUAGUCAUCAGUACACGUGCGGAUGAAAGACUAGAGCAGCACCUAAGCAAGGAAGCGCGCGGCAUCGAAAGAGGAGAAGAAGCAAGUAAGUUUCCCUUCAUUCCCAAUAUCAAUUUUGGUAACUAAACCUUGUGAAGAUGAUGUGCUGGGUUCCUAUACUCUUGACAUUCGAGCGGCGUCGGAUUUUCGAUAUGAUGCAGCAAAAGAAAAGCUGAUUAACCUAGAGUUUGUUGACGCACCGGAAGUAAUGUUCAGAACGGCAGGGGAUGGUCCUCCGAUUGGGAGUCAUGAUGAAGGAGAGCACUCUGGUAUAGGAAGAGAAGGAAAACUUCUGAGACUCGCAGGGUGGCUUGAUCUCGGAAGUAACACUACCGUAAGUCCUUUCCACAUCUGGUACAUUUCAUCGGUAAUAACCACUUGUGUAGGUUGGUUGUGCUGGGGCAAUCCUUAGCCAUAUAGCUCGACGAAGAAACAUCGAAUUUUUGCCUAACGAUGGAGCUGCUUUGGGCGCAUUUCGGAUUCGUGCCAUUGAAAUGUUUACCCUCGCCGACCAAAUGUUUAUCAACGCGGACACACUGGCUUCACUCCAAAUCAUGCAAUCCGAAAAUCACCCAAACACGCAGAUGCAAGGACCCAACACGUCUGGUUCCAAGGAAAGUCUGUCGUUGUAUGGCUUGUUCUGUCACCUUGCCCGAACACCACAAGGAAAAAGAAAACUUCGACAGCUUUUCUUACGGCCGAGUAUGGACAUCUCAGUGAUCCGAGAACGCUUGGCUACCAUCAGUGUUCUCCUUCGUCCUGAGAAUGCCGAGUUUCUGUCGAAUGUGUACAAGUGUCUAAAAUCCAUUAAGGACAUGCGAACAGUAGCAAUACAUUUGCAUAAAGGCAUCGCUGAUACUUCCAAAGGGAGGAGUAUUUACAGAGGUGCUUGGGCUAGUCUUCAGCAAUUUACUCAUCAUACCUUGACAAUAUUCUCGAAUAUUCGGGCGAUAGUUGAGGGGAACAGAUUGCCCAUUUUUACCAAAGUAAGCUCAAACGCCAAUGUUACAAUUUGGCUCGCUAACGUUUGUUUUUUUAGAUCAUUGAAAAAAUAGAACCUGCGUCCCUUCAACAUGUUCUGCAGACAAUAAGUCAAGUGGUAGACUUCAAAACUUCAGACGAACAACGUCGUACAGCCGUAUUACAAGGUGUGGAUGAAGAGUUGGAUGGUUUGAAAAGAACAUACGAUGGGAUGGGCAGUCUUCUUGAUCAAGCACACAGGCUCCUAUUAGGCGAUCUACCUGAAUGGGCGCUUCAGUAUGUUACAGGUUGCAUAUUCUAUCCACAACUUGGUUUUUUGACCGUUGUUCUUGUUGACCAGCAAACGGGCACGGGCAGAUACGAAGGGGAGGGUACCGAGAACGACGUAUGGGAUAAGAUGUUCGUCUCUGAUGACCUGGGCUACUACAAAAAUCACAAGAUGAGGGAAAUGGAUCGUCAUUUUGGGGAUAUGUAUGCCUUGAUAUGUGGUUUGUCUCGCCAGUCAAUCAUAAAACGUUACCUUUGCUAAUUCGGUUCAAGACAAGGAAAUUGACAUUCUUCAUAAGUUGGCAGUCAAGAUUCUAGAGGACGAGAACGUACUCGUGACUGCUUCGGACCUUAUGGGAGAACUUGACUGUCUUGUGGCUUUAGCCUUGGGAGCCCGAAACCACAAUCUAAGUCCCCCUACAAUGACCAAAUCCAAUGUCAUUGAGAUAACCCGAGGUCGACACCCUUUGCAAGAGCUUACAGUUUCUUAUAUUCCCAACGAUUGUUCAAUCCGGGGUGGCCCGGGAGAUGUGGAUUCCGGGUAUGAAAACGAAGAUCCUUCGACGGGAGGGUCAUCUGAUCUGCAACAAAGUGUCGAGGAAUCAAGUAUGCUCGUCAUGACUGGGCCAAACUACUCUGGAAAAUCGGUUUAUCUCAAGCAAGUUGCAGUAAUUGUGUAUAUGGCGCAUAUCGGUAGCUUUGUGCCUGCAGAAAAGGCAACAAUUGGAUUGACGGAUAAAAUUCUGACCAGGAUUGCUACCCGAGAGAGCGUAUCAAGAGACCAGAGCGCAUUCAUGAUUGACCUACAACAAACCGCCCUCUCCAUUAAAAUGGCCACUCAUCGGAGUCUUGUUGUUAUCGAUGAGUUUGGCAAAGGCACGAAUGCUAGUGAUGGUGCUGGACUAGCCUGUGGAGUUCUGGAGUACCUUGCCAACCUUGGUGACCAUCGCCCAAAAGUACUAGCAGCUACCCAUUUCCAUGAAAUUUUCACAAAUGGGUUUCUCACAGAUAGGCCUGAACUGAAGUUUGGCCGUAUGGAGGUUCGAGUAGAUGCAGAUGCUUCAACGGAAGAGCAGAUUACGUAUCUCUACCAGUUUGUCGCAGAACGAAGCACAUCAAGCUUCGGGACAGUCUGCGCUAUGAUGAACGGCAUAGACAAGGCGGUCGUUGAGAGAGCAGACGAACUUAUUCUGCUUACCGCUCGCGGCGAGGAUCUGAUUGCUGCUUGCACCAAGAUACCGGUUGAUGAGGCUCAAGAAUUGGAAGACGCAGAGCAAAUCGGAAGACAGUUCUUAGAGCAGGACUUUCCCCGUGAAGGUGGCCGGGACGAAUCCAGAUUCGACGUCAGAAGUGUCCUCCAAAACAUACUUCAUAUCAAUCAGUCAUGCCAGAAUGUUUGAUAGCGUCUCAAAUGGCAUGAUUGUGGGUCCCUCGAACAACUCAAAAUAAUUGAUCGUCGCUUAAUGUCUACAGUAGCAAGACCUACCUGCGAAAAUUUUCCGCUUUCGGCUAUUUUCGGCGGAUUACUAGGUAAAAUGAAACAAAAAGAUCAUGAUUGGUUGUUUCUGCGACAGUAGAGUGUUUACAAAAUGUGGAAAAGUGGCAGCUAGGAUGAACAUUAUCUUUGCCAACCAGAAAUGCAUUUAUUCUCGCCCAAUCUAUUCGAGUAUAAGUCUUCCGCGUCUGCUUCGCCUCGUUACUGCACUUUGUAUAUACGAGAAUUCUAUUUGCAUUAUUUGCAUUAUUCGCUCGCAUGAGAGUUUCCUCGAUAACCACAUCCUCUAUGUAUAUUUGGUUGCACAUGAUCGAACAUAGUAGCCACGUUUGAGGCUCUUUCAAACUACGUCAUUCGUCUACUAUAUUUCAUUCU
Molecule: messenger RNA, 4629 nt
Organism: Hymenoscyphus albidus
Lineage: Eukaryota; Fungi; Ascomycota; Leotiomycetes; Helotiales; Helotiaceae
Source: the annotation of a GenBank genome assembly